AUGACAGGCCAAUUUGCCGUCUCUUGCCUUAUCUCCGGACGUCGAGGCUGCCCACACAACGUGGUCCCUAUAUAUGCCAUACCCAUCUUGUUUUGUGUGCGAGCAACACCGCGUGUUAGCCUCUUCCUGCAGUGCAGCCAGUCGUCGACUGCGCCGCCUGGGCGGAACCUCGGUCACCGCCUCGACUUCGAGCCACCAUCGAUUGGUCUUAGUCGGGUUGAACAAACAACCUCGGGAGAAAGGAUUGGCGGACAGCAGCGAGACGAAAACGAACAAGACAACAAGGUGACAUCUGUGGCACAUGUUCAAGCCUCGCGCAUUGCCAUCGAAGCGGAUCUGUGA
This is a messenger RNA of Cucurbitaria berberidis CBS 394.84, 342 nucleotides long. RefSeq lists its product as uncharacterized. The transcript has a single exon. The record is from RefSeq and is a predicted model, not a curated record. NCBI's taxonomy places the organism in Eukaryota, Fungi, Ascomycota, Dothideomycetes, Pleosporales, Cucurbitariaceae. Bases 1 to 342 code for a protein of 113 amino acids.